Messenger RNA from Apis mellifera (honey bee), 3213 nucleotides. RefSeq names its product lissencephaly-1 homolog (gene Lis-1). The record is from RefSeq and is a predicted model, not a curated record. The coding region runs from base 247 to 1479 and encodes 410 amino acids. Lineage: Eukaryota; Metazoa; Arthropoda; Insecta; Hymenoptera; Apidae. The transcript has 7 exons. Gene Ontology annotation, molecular function: protein binding.
CAGGCGCCACCUUGUGAGACAGUCCUAUCGCAGAAGUUAUCUCCAGUAGUUCUUCGGUGGUUGUGUUCGUCCGGUUUUCCUGUGAUUUUUUUUCCGAUCUCAAAGGAUCCCGGUUAUUACUACUCCGACAAAAAGAGCGAUGUCGAUGGCUGGGUAUUAAACUAAUCAGGAGCUGACUGGAGAAGAAUCUAGUCGCGCUCAUUUGAAUCACUGUUGAGUAUCAGCCAAUAAACACACGCAAGGAUCAUGAAAAUGGUGCUGUCUCAACGUCAGAGGGAGGAGUUAAAUAAGGCGAUUGCGGAUUAUCUCAGCACCAAUGGUUAUCAAGAUGCGCUUGAGGCGUUUAAGAAAGAAGCCGAUAUGCCUGGGGAGGUGGAGAGAAAAUAUGGAGGCCUUCUGGAAAAGAAGUGGACCUCGGUCAUACGCUUGCAAAAGAAGGUAAUGGAACUGGAAUCCAAACUCUCUGAAGCUGAGAAGGAAUUCAUCGAAGGAGCACCAACACGUAGCAAACGAUCACCAUCCGAGUGGAUACCAAGGCCACCCGAAAAAUACAGUCUUACUGGGCACAGAGCUCCUAUCAACAGAGUUAUUUUCCAUCCGGUCUUUAGUCUUAUAGUAUCUGCCAGCGAAGAUGCCACUAUCAAGGUGUGGGACUUCGAGAGCGGCGAAUUCGAAAGAACGUUGAAAGGGCACACCGACAGCGUGCAGGACGUUUCCUUCGACGUCUCCGGGAAACUGUUAGUCUCAUGCAGUGCGGACAUGUCUAUUAAGUUAUGGGACUUUCACCAGUCAUUCGCCUGCGUGAAAACCAUGCACGGACAUGAUCACAGUGUCAGCUCUGUCGCAUUUGUGCCACAAGGGGAUUUCGUAGUGAGCGCCUCUAGGGAUAAGACCAUCAAAAUCUGGGAAGUAGCGACAGGGUAUUGUGUUAAAACGUUAACGGGGCACAGAGAAUGGGUACGGAUGGCCAGAGUCAGUCCUUGUGGAGAAUUAAUAGCUAGUUGCUCGAACGAUCAAACAGUACGGGUUUGGCACGUGGCAACAAAGGAAACGAAGGUCGAACUCAGAGACCACGAACACGUAGUGGAGUGUAUCGCAUGGGCACCGGACAGUGCAAGAGCAUCGAUCAACGCUGCUGCAGGGGCGGACAAUAAGGGAGCCCAUGAAGGACCUUUCCUCGCAUCUGGCUCGCGAGACAAAGUAAUUCGUGUAUGGGAUGUCGGUGCCGGUGUUUGUCUCUUCGCCCUGUUGGGCCACGACAACUGGGUUCGCGGCAUCGUCUUCCAUCCUGGUGGCAAGUUCAUCGUCAGUGCCUCUGACGACAAGACCCUGCGAGUAUGGGACACGCGCAACAAACGGGUAAUGAAAACCCUCGAAGCGCACGUCCACUUCUGCACCUCCGUUGAUUUUCACAAAAGCCAUCCUUACGUGGUCACCGGUAGUGUCGAUCAAACGGUGAAGAUCUGGGAGUGCCGCUAGUCACCAAAACAUCAGGGUCUCGUUGAACCUUCGUCGAGAAAGAAAGAUUUUGGAGAGAAGGCGAACGAUGCGCGUCGAAUUCGAUGAAAACGGCCGAGAGAGUAAGCUGCUACAAAAAAAAAAAGUUAUCGUACAUACUACUAUUAUUAAUAUUAAUAUUAUUAUACACACAUAAACAUGUACGAUUAAGAGCUCUUUAAUUAAUUUAUAAUAAAGUAUAAUUAGUAAUUAUUAAUAUUACAUAUACGUUUUACGGUAAUGAACUGCACGAUUCGAGGAGAGUCGGUCGAGAUUAAUUUUCUUUCGUGAGGAGGACAUUGCCAUAAUUUCAUCGACGGUUGAAGAAAAAAAGAAAAGAAAAAAAAAAAAAAAAAGGAAAAAAAAAAAGAAAGAAAGGAAAUUCAAGUCCCGUGACUCGUAUUUAAAAAAAAAAAAAAAAAAAAAAAAAAAAAGAAAAUACAACGUGUACAUGUUCAUUCGAAUGAAUUGAUGAUCGAUCGUUUAAUCCCUUUGUGAAGUGUGCUACUAUAAUUGCUAAUACAUCUGGCUUGUUAAAACGUGUGUCGUCCUCCUCGAUCCACCGACGAUAAUGGGAAAUUUCGGCUGUGUGUCAUGCCUCCGAGAUACAAGAAGAAUCAUGGUCGCUCGUUCUCAUUCGCGACAGUGCUGACCUCUCCUCGAGCGUUCUUGACGAUGUGACAUCCGAAGAUGGCACCGAGAUACGUGUGACACACAGAGAUACACACAUAUAUAUAUAUAUACGCGUGUGCGCAUAUACGUAUUGAAAGAAGGGAACGAGUAGAGAGUAUGCCGAGCGUCAAUUUUAACCGAGUACGUAGCAUGUUCCUUCGCAAACAAAAAGCAAACGUGUAAGAUGUAAUAAAGAAAAGUGUGAACGUACGAGCGUGUAACGAAUAGUAGUGGGGAACAGAUUAAAUAAUAAUUCAUGGAAAUCGAUGAGCGUUUGUUUUCGAACGUUUUAUUACUCGUAAUAUAAUAUGUAUGCUGCGUAUGUGCGUACUACUCUUCAUUGCGACGAAAAAAAUAUUUCUCUCGACGAAAUAGUCGAAUGGAAAAAGAAAAGGAAAAAAACAUCUAACCUAAAUUGGCCGAAGGCGAACGUGAUGCAAAGAGAUAGAUGUAUCGAAUAGAAAAUGAAUACGAUGAAAUGGCUUUCGGCAGUGCGUGGCGUCCAAUCAACGUGCAUUAUUAAUAUUAGAAGGACGGCCGAGUGGAGCGUGCGAAAAAAAAAAAAAGAAAAAUAAACGUGCAAGCGUGUAUUCGUAUGGAAGUACUUCAGCCGCAUAAUUCGUUGCGUGGGUCCCGAGAUAUGAGGGGUACUAGUUGUAUAUUUAGCUCUAAACUACUAUUAGCGGUAGCGCAGACGUAACGUAGACAAGAGAAAAAAGAAAAAAAAAAAAAAAAAAAAAAGGAAAGGGAAAAAUAGAAUCAGGCCACGAGUGUACGAUCGAUCGGUACACACAACACACACAUAUACUUACGCAGCCAUUCGUCGAGACUUCGUGUAACAAAUGCUUAAUUAAUUAAGGCCGAUUUUUCAAAUCAUUAUCUAUUAUCCACCAUUACAUCUUUCCUACCAUUUUUCCUUCCUCUUGCUCGUGUCCAUUCCUCGUUUCCCCUUAUAAACUUCCCCAGAUAAAGCCCCAUUUUUGAGACUCGAUGUCGUCCAACUAAAUUAUUUUGUUGAGAAAAAAAAAAAAAAAAAAAGAAAAA